AUGGCCCAUGCUUCUGCUUUCCCAGCACUGAACGUUGUCUCGUCGCGACACAGUGUUAAAUUGCCUGUCUUCGUCCACAUCGGCGGCUUUGCACCGCACAUGUCCAUCACGACGGACGGAACACACAACACAGAACAGGAAUGUACGCCCAAAGCGAACCUCGCACGUCCACGUAAAGAGACUCUGUGCGAGGAUUAUAAAGGGCGCUGGUGGUCUCUUCUCCUUCGUCCUCACCGAAAAGAUCUUUUCCAGCAAAAUACCGCCCUGAAGUGA
Messenger RNA from Sporothrix schenckii 1099-18, 273 nucleotides. RefSeq lists its product as uncharacterized. The transcript has a single exon. NCBI's taxonomy places the organism in Eukaryota, Fungi, Ascomycota, Sordariomycetes, Ophiostomatales, Ophiostomataceae. The record is from RefSeq and is a predicted model, not a curated record. The coding region runs from base 1 to 273 and encodes 90 amino acids.